AUGCAAGGUCAUGUUGGAAAACAAAAUGUGCCUGUUGUAUGUGUUAUUGUUGAAGGUGGAACAAAUACAAUUCGUACCGUACUUGAAUAUGUUACUGAAGAACCACCAGUUUCUGUUGUAGUUAUUGAUGGAAGUGGUCGCGCUGCUGAUCUUAUUGCAUUUACAUAUAAACAUACACAAAAUGACGGAACAAUGGCAGCUGAUUUACAAGAACAAUUAUUAAAUGCUAUUGAAAAAACAUUUAAUUAUAAUCGACGACAAGCUGAAAAAGUUUAUGUUGAAUUAAUUGUAUGUAUGAGAAAAAGACAAUAUAUAACAAUCUAUAGAAUGGAUGAUGAUGGAUCAAGAGAACAAGAAGACGUUGAUCAAGCUAUUCUACGAACUCUUCUUCGAAAUCAUAAAACAAGUGCACUUGAACAAUUUCGUUUAACACUUUCAUGGAAUCGACCUGAUAUAGCUCAAACAUGUUUACUUACAAAACGUUUAGAAUUAACUCAAGCUCAAUUAGAUGUAUGCAUGUUUGAAGCACUAGUCGAUAAUCGUGUUGAAUAUAUUAAAUUACUUAUUGAAAAUGGUGUAUCAAUUAAAAAUUUUCUUACAUUUAAUCGUUUACAAGCAUUAUAUAAUGCAUGUGGAUCAAAUACAACACUACAUUUUAUUGCUAAAGAUGUUAUACGUAGUGCAAAUCAUCAUGUACAAACAAGAGUUUAUUCAUUAUAUGAAGUAGGCCUUAUUAUAGAAAAACUUAUUGGACAUGGUUAUCGUUCAUCAUAUACACGUCGUAAUAUACGUCAUUUAUGUGCACGACAACCAUUUAGUGAACGACAAAAUUUUAAUGUUUAUAUUGAUGCUGAACUAAAAGAACAACAUGCACAAAUUAAUAAUAAUGUAUUGAAUGAUGAUAUGAAAAAGAAUUCAGUGUGUGAAGAUCCAAAAUUUGAUUUUCCUUAUAAUGAAUUGCUUAUAUUUGCUGUUUUAACAAAACGACAUGAAAUGGCAUUAUUUUUUUGGGCGCACGGUGAAGAAGCAUUAGCUAAAGCGCUUAUUGCAUGUCGAUUAAACAAAAGUUUAGCAAGAGAAGCACAAGAUGAUGAACUUGAUACUGAAAUUGCUGAUGAAUUUUUGUCAAAUGCUGAAGAUUUUCAACAAAGAGCACUUGCACUUCUUGAUCAGUGUUAUCAAGAAGAUGAUGUAAAUGCUACUCAAAUUCUUACAUUUGAACUUGAAAAUUGGUCUAAUUGCACAUGUCUUGAUCUAUCUGUAACAGCUUAUCUUCGAGAUUUUGUUGCACAUAAAUGUUGUCAACAAUUAUUAUCUGACUUAUGGAUUGGUGGAAUGAAUGUUCGAAAAUAUCUUAAAUGGAUGGUAUUGCUUGCAUUAUUUUUUCCACCAGCACUUUUCUUUAUCGAUUUUAAAUCAUCGAAAGAAUUACAAUUGAUGCCUCAAACAGAAGAAGAAUAUUUUCAAAAUGAAGAAGAUCUUAUUGAUAGUGAUAAUAAUGAUUAUGAUUCAACUGAUAAUAGUUCCGAAGAUUCAAAAUCAUCAUCAUCAGAUGAAUCACAUGAACCAGUACUGUCUGUUACAGAUCGUGAUGAAGAGCAAACUAAUGAUGAAAUGCAAAAUGAAACAAACACAUUACGAAAACGUAGAAAGAAAAGUCUAAAGAAAAAACGAAAGAAACAAAAUAGUAGUACAAUACAUCCAGAGGAUCAACCAUCACCACCAACAGCAAAUAAUCAUAAUAAUCGAUCGGAUGAUAUCAAUUUAUUUACAUUGAAUAAAUCAACAUCUAAUCACAAUCUACCAUCAACAACUAUACCAAUAACAACAAUAUCAAUAAAUGAACACGAUGAAAUAAGUAAUUCAAAUGAUGUUCCAAAUCAACGACGAACAUUUCGAAAUCGUUUAGCAAAUUUUCAAGCAACAAUUCGUCAUUCGACUAUAUAUCAUUUUAUUUGUAUAUUAUUACGUCAAACAAGAAAAUUUCUUCGUCGUCAUCGAUGUUGGAAAAAACCUGAUCGCGACAUUAAUUCAAAUGAUAGUACAGAUCAAAUAUCAUUAAUGAAGAAAGUUUAUGAAUUUUAUAAUGCACCAGUAACAAAAUUUUUCCAAGAUUUAAUUUUCUUCGUUCUAUUUUUGGCUAUUUUUACUUAUGUUGUACUAAUUCGUACACCACCUAAACCUUCCGUAUGGGAAUGGAUAUUAAUGUCAUAUUUAACAACAGUUGCUAUGGAUUUAAUAAGAGAAUUAUUAACAAUGAGUGAAACGAGAUGGAAAACUUGGUUACCAGUUUAUUUCAAUGAUGUUUUGCAUUUAUAUGAUUCAUUUUCGUGUUUGAUGUUUGCUGUAGCUUUUGGUUUGAGAUUAACAAAUGCCUUUCGAAUUGUUGGAAGGCAAGCGAUUAAAAAUCCUGAUAUGGACUGGAGUUGGCAUUCUGUUAAAGAAAUAUUUCUUGAACCUUAUUUUAUGCUUUAUGGUGAAGUAUAUGCUGACAAAAUCGAUCCAGUAUGUAAUGUAACCGAAGAUCCAACCAAUGCAUCAUGUCAAUUCGGGCAUUUUAUAACUCCUAUUACUAUGACAGCAUUUCUUCUUGUUUGUAA
Rotaria sp. Silwood1 is the source of this 2600-nucleotide messenger RNA. NCBI's taxonomy places the organism in Eukaryota, Metazoa, Rotifera, Eurotatoria, Philodinida, Philodinidae. The record is from the annotation of a GenBank genome assembly.